Messenger RNA from Setaria italica (foxtail millet), 1896 nucleotides. RefSeq names its product VAN3-binding protein. The transcript has 7 exons. Bases 125 to 1603 code for a protein of 492 amino acids. Lineage: Eukaryota; Viridiplantae; Streptophyta; Magnoliopsida; Poales; Poaceae. The record is from RefSeq and is a predicted model, not a curated record. Gene Ontology annotation, biological process: phloem or xylem histogenesis; leaf vascular tissue pattern formation; auxin-activated signaling pathway.
UCCCUCCCUCCCGCUCCGCUCGCCACCACCUUUCCGCCUUCCGCGCGCGCCCCACGCACGACACGACCGCGCGCACUGCCCACGCACGCACGCACGCGCGCAGCAACCGCCGCCUCCGGCUCCGAUGACCGACGCCGGCGGCGCCAGGAGGGCGGGCGGCGGCGGUGGAGACCUCCCGCUCCGGCCGCCGGAGCCGCCGCGCGACCCGCUGGAGUUCCUGUCCCGCUCCUGGAGCGCGUCCGCGGCCGACGUCUCCCGCGCGCUCGCCGCCGCGCCCGCGCCGGCACUGGUGCCGAUAGCCGGGGCGGGCGCCGCCAUCGACGAAGACGUCGCCGGGGAGCUCGACUGCGACGGCUCCGGCGCCUGCGGCGGCGGAGGGCCCGCCUCCGGGAGCUCCUUCUCCUUCGCGUCCGCGGCCACCUCGCAGCUCAUCAUGGACCGGAUCAUGGCGCAGUCGCAGGAAGUGUCGCCGCUGACCUCCGGCCGGCUCUCCCACAGCAGCGGGCCUCUCAACGGCGGCGGCUCGCUCUCCGACAGCCCCCCCGUCUCGCCGGAGAUCGACGAAGCCAAGUUCUGCAGACUGGCGAGCACGCCGAAGCCGCAGCCGUACUCUCGGGGUGGGAGCAAGACGGUAGGCCGGUGGCUCAAGGACCGGCGGGAGAGGAAGAAGGAGGAGACGCGAGCCCACAACGCGCAGGUCCACGCCGCCGUGUCCGUGGCGGCUGUGGCCGCGGCCGUCGCCGCCGUGGCGGCCGCCACCGCCGCGGCCUCGUCGGGGUCCGGCAAGGACGACCGCGGCGCGCGCACGGACAUGGCCGUGGCGUCGGCCGCGACGCUCGUGGCCGCGCAGUGCGUCGAGGCCGCGGAGGCCAUGGGCGCCGAGCGCGAGCACCUGGCCGCCGCCGUGGGCUCCGCCGUCAACGUCAGGAACCCCGGCGACGUCGUCACCAUCACGGCAGCCGCUGCCACAGCGCUGCGCGGCGCCGCGACGCUGAAGGCGAGGGUGCUGAAGGAGGUGUGGAACGGGGCGGCGGUGAUCCCCGUGGAGAAGGGCGCGAUGGCCGGUGGCGGAGGAGGACGGCAUCACCAGCAGAGCCACAAGCACAACGGCCAGCUGAAGCACCAGCACCAGCACCAGCUGCGUCAGAGGGAGCUGGAGAGCAGCAACAGCAGCAGCAGCUGCUUCAGCGACGAGCUCUUGCUGGCUGAGGAGAACAACUUCCUCGGCAUCUGCACGCAGGAGCUGCUGGCCCGCGGCAGCGAGCUCCUCAAGCGCACCCGCAAAGGAUCGUUGCAUUGGAAGGUCGUCUCCGUGUACAUCAACCGGAUGGGCCUGGUGAUGCUGAAGAUGAAGAGCCGGCAUGUUGGGGGGACCAUCACCAAGAAGAAGAAGAGCGUGGUGGUGGACGUGUGCCGUGACGUGGCGGCGUGGCCGGGGCGGCACCUGCUGGAGGGCGGGGAGCACCGGCGCUACUUCGGCCUGCGGACGGCGGAGCACCGGGUGAUCGAGUUCGAGUGCGGCAGCCAGCGGGAGCACGACAUGUGGACCAAGGGCGUCGCGCGCCUCCUCGCCAUUGCCGACGCCCGGAAGCGCGCCGUCUGAUCUGGCAACCGUCGUCGAUGCAGGUGGCAGCGACGGCUGAUCACAGGGUUGUCAUGUAGCUAUAGCUAGGGGUCUCACACUCUCACUCUUACUCUCAUGUCGCGGCUGUCUUUAGAGCAGGGAUCAGGUUAACGCGUGGAGUCCCAUCUCUCAGGAAGAAAUCGCAAGUGCUUUGAUGUGAUGCUAGCUGUUGGUCUCACUUGUUAACGGAUUCUGAUUGCAAUAGCUGAAUGUUCAGCUCCCUUUGCAGAGGAAAGGCAAGCUGAGGUCUUGCUUUGCCUUUGCUACGCUUC